Nerophis lumbriciformis (worm pipefish) is the source of this 3167-nucleotide messenger RNA. It is a transcript of the gene edc3, whose product is annotated as enhancer of mRNA decapping 3 homolog (S. cerevisiae). NCBI's taxonomy places the organism in Eukaryota, Metazoa, Chordata, Actinopteri, Syngnathiformes, Syngnathidae. Gene Ontology annotation, biological process: deadenylation-independent decapping of nuclear-transcribed mRNA; P-body assembly. Gene Ontology annotation, cellular component: P-body. The record is from RefSeq and is a predicted model, not a curated record. Gene Ontology annotation, molecular function: mRNA binding.
CUGCUUUCCUUACUGAGGAGUCGGCAACACUGCGGAAGUGAUCAGCCAGACGCUAGCAGCAGCAUUGUCGAGCCAUUCAAGUAGUGGCGGAGGAAGCUAACACUUAAAAGAACCUAACUGUGUGUUUUCGUGAUAAGAAUACGAUUCGUGGUACUCUCAACAAGGCAUGGCUGCGGAUUGGCUGGGUAGUUUGGUGUCAAUAAACUGUGGCCCAACAUUGGGAGUAUAUCAGGGAGAGGUGUCAUCAGUGGACCAGUCUUGCCAAACAAUAUCCCUCAGACAACCUUUUCACAAUGGAGUCAAGUGUCCUGUUCCAGAAGUUACAUUCAGUGCCAUUGACAUUAAGGAUUUAAAGAUCUUGGAUAUCAGAAAUGGAAAUGCCCAGACCAGCUCAUCAGUGUCCACUAAUUCAAAAAGUAAUCCAGUUGCAGUUCCAAAAGGUGACCCUCGAACUGUAGAUACAGUGAAUUCUCCACAAAGCUUUUCAAAAAGCUAUGGAGACCGCCACCUGGAGGUCCCCAAGGGCUUUAGACGAAGACACAACUCCUGGUCAUCUAGCAGUCGAGGUGCAAACCAAGUCACCCCAAAGAAGAACGGAGUGAAAAACGGUAGCAGUCAGAUGAAGCAAAGGGACGACGAGUGUUUUGGCGACGGAAUAGAUGACGGCCUGGACACAGACUUUGAUUUUGAAGGAAACUUGGCCCUUUUUGACAAAGCGGCAGUUUUUUCAGAGAUCGACACAUCAGAGCGUCGCAAUGGGGCUAGAUCGCGUGGGACGCCUCAAGAGCAAACGCCCUCACGGUACCGCCACGAUGAGAACAUUCUGGAGGGCAAACCUGUAGUGUACAGACAGAUCACAGUACCACAGCCAGGGGCCAAAGAAUACUGCACUGACUCUGGACUUGUGGUACCCAGUAUAUUAUACGAUCUGCACAAGCGUCUGCUGUUAGUCGCGGAGCGUCAUGGCCUCACGUUGGAGCGGCGACUUGAAAUGACUGGAGUGUGUGCUAGUCAGAUGGCCCUCACGUUGCUUGGUGGGCCAAACAGGUUCACUCCAAAGAAUUUACACCAACGUCCCACAGUGGCUCUGCUGUGUGGCCCACACGUUCAGGGCGCUCAGGGCAUCAGCUGUGGUCGUCACCUGGCAAACCACGAAGUCGAGGUCGUCCUGUUCCUUCCUAACUUUGUCAAGAUGGUGGACCCAGUCACCUGCGAGCUCACUCUCUUCAAUAAGACUGGGGGGAAACAAGUGUCAAAUAUCAAAGACCUGCCGGACACGCCGGUGGAUCUAAUCAUCGACUGCCUUGACUGCCACGAGAACACAUUCCUGAUGGAUCAGCCUUGGUACAGAGCCGCUGCCGAUUGGGCUAACCAGAACCGUGCACCAGUACUCAGCUUAGAUCCUCCUGUUAGUGGACAAGGACAGGCAGUGGAGGCCAAAUGGUCCCUCUCCCUUUGCCUUCCCCUUCCCUUAGGAGAGGGGGCUGGUAGUGUCUACCUGUGUGACAUAGGUAUCCCCCGUCAGGUCUUUCAGGAAGUUGGAAUCAAAUACCAUUCCCCUUUUGGGUGCAAAUUUGUCAUCCCUCUGCACUCAGCAUAAUUGGACUGAUCAUUGAACAUUUUACCGUCCCGGACUGUGUCAAAGCCUUAUAUUUUUGAGCUUCAAGUGUUUCGCAGUCGAUCCAUAAAGUAAGUUACUGACAUUUCAACACGUGAAUGUGACCUCUCCCUCGUACUUUAUAGAGGAUCAUGGUUUAAUGCAUUAGUUCCUCACUGCUACAUGCGUUAUAUUGGGAGAGGACACCACACAAAUGGGUAUUCCUUUUUGAUAACACCGUUAUAAGCUGCAGUAAUGAUGUAGAUAAUGAUAGUAUUGUAUCUACAUAGUAUUUGGAUAAAGAGGUUAUUUAAAAGUACAACCUGAAUGACUUGUUUAUAUAAUGUAGCGUUCAAUAUUGUAGGACAAUCCCAGACUUGAAUGUUGUGAUAUGAACGCCAUUCAAGGACUUCUAGUGAUCGAACAACAGUUAUUUAAUUAAAACAAAAACUAAGGCAGCUAAUCUAUAUACAUGACCAUAUAAGACCAGUUUUCGUUGGUGCGUUAGACUGUAAAGGGCUUCAGCAUGCAUAACCUCUUGCUUGUUUCAUUUCUCCUCAGAUUUUUUUUAAAAUGAGUGCCAUUGACUCGCCGUGGCGCUUCCUGACAAGGAAAAAACAGAAAGUGGGGAAGAAAGUAUACGUUGAAAAGCCGUGACUGUUUUAUUUAGUUCGCCAUUUUUCAGUGAUUCACAUUUUUAAACGCAGAAUGCAUUCCAACAUGUCUAAUACUGGCAGUUUGUCAUUAAAUAGAUAAAUCUCAUAGUUUAAUCUCACAAAGGUUUGUUUUGAAGUUUCUACAUAACCAGUUGGGAUUGAUUUUAUUGAAAAUCAUAUGUUCAGAAGCUGAGUUGCAUUUUUUUAGCUCUAGCAAUUACCAAGGUUGUUUUACUUUUGAAGUCUAGACUUUAGUACACGAGAGAUUAUUUCACUCUGAAGCCAGAGUCCAUAUCGUGAAAUAGGAGUCAAGUCUAAACAACAUAACUAAUAGUGCUGCCUUUGAGGCCUUGUUGGAGGAUAGAUAGAACUAGGCUCAUCUUUUAAUGAGGCCUUUGUUAGUUGUCCAGGACUGAGUUUGUUUCAAUACAUUUUGAGCUCUGUCUUGUGCACACAAACACUUUCAUGAUUUUGAUUUCACUUUCAUUUAGGUAAUACCUUUUAGUGUAUUAUGACACAUGUUUUUUUUCCCCCAUACAUGGACUUAAGUGUAACAGGAGAAGUAAUGCAAGUAGUUGCGUCAUAAUUCUUUUUUCAACAUUCCACAGGUCAGGUGGGUUGCGUUACAUCUUUCUUAAACAAGUCUGCCUUGAAAACGUCAGUUGGUGUUAAUGAUGAUGAAUCUUUGUGAGUGGCAUUACCUUUAGCUGUCAGUGGACUGUGAAUCUCAAUCCUGCUGCUGUGAGUGCAGCCUGGUUAUUUCCCCAUUGUGUUAUUUUUUAUUUAACACCAAUGGUUUGGUGGGCAGAGGUGAAGCUGACUAGUAAUGUUUACAUGUUUUACACUGAGUAACAUCUUCAGUGGUGAUUUGUGGUGGUCCAAAAGAGAUUGCCAUUAAAGAAAGUCUUGUAUUA